GGAUUUCCCGGCAGGGGUGCUUUCUACGGCACAGCACCGGGACUCCUGCUGAUGAACACCCCCUCUGUGUUCAUUUCGACGGCUGAAGGUAAAAGCUGCUCUGGGAAAAAAACACUACAUCAACAGAAGUCUUGUUGUUGUUUACAGCAAAAGCCACAUUAAAAUAAUACAUACAUUUAAUACUCACAGAUUCAAGAAGCAGUCAACAUAUUUCCUUGGUCAGUAGGACAAACUUGAGAAAAAAAAAUGAAAAGAUACCGACGAGGAUGGGAUUCGAACCCACGCGUGCAGAGCACAAUGGAUUAGCAGUCCAUCGCCUUAACCACUCGGCCACCUCGUCGACGUUGAUAAUAAUACGGCGCACUAACUAUAUGAACAGAGGCACCGCUAAACAACUAACUGGUUUCAGUAUUUAGUUUGGAACAGCGUUCACAGAUCGAUAUUCAGCUAAACUACGAAAACACAUUAAAAACAGCCUGUCUGAAUUUAGCCUGUUAGCCCACCUAGGGCAGCACUGCAGCGAGCUGCUGACAUUAUCUAAUGGGCCAGUAAACCGUGCUAAUGUGCUAAUGUGCCAAGCUGGCUAGGAUUACAUACAAACCUUAAAAAAACCUUUAAAAUGUGUUAUUUAACAUUUACUCACCGUCGUUUGCGUCCCACCCUCCGUUCUGAAGACAUGACAGAUAUCUGAGUAAAAAAUAGUUCAGCUGAAAAGAAGCUCAAACUUGUUGAACUAACUUUAUCCAGGAUGUUGAAGCUAACAGUUAGCCACAUUCACUGCAGUUCUCUGGAUGUCAGAGAACGUAGACUGGAUAAUAAAGACUGAAUCUGCUGACAGAUCUGAGUUUCUGUCCUGAACAAUUAUUAAAUAUCAGCAGACAAGGCUGAACUUCAUGACAUAAUUUAAAGCACCAGUUGGAAAUAAAACAGAUUUCAUUGCAUUAAGGCUCUCAUUCUGAAUUCAUUCCAGAUACUUUAUUCUCCUGUAGAUGAACUUUACUCAUUAAAAACUAUGUCUGCUGAGUCACACAUGCAGAAGACAUGGUGUUUGUUUGGAUUAGUGACUUCCAGCCGAUUUAAAUGUGACUCCUUUUCAGUUCAAUAAUAAAAAUAAUAAUAAAACUGUGAUAAUAUUUAAUUCAUUCUCAUAAAUGUAUAAAGUAUAGCCCUGACUCUGCUUCUGUCUUGGUUGUAAGUCAUUGCGUUUUUGGAAAUAAUUAACUGUCAAAGCUUCAUGUUGAUAAGUAUUAGUGAUCCUAUUUAUCUGUAGAAUCUCCUCUUCUGAGCUAUAUAUGCUGUGAUGAGACGUGUACAGUUGUGGAGAAAUAUAGUUGUUUUUUUUUAAAUAAAUAAUGACUCUACAACUAUGACCUGGUCUUUAGCAUCUGUUCAUCUGCAUGUGUGGACUGCUUUUAUGAGCAGACAUCAGGUAGAGGUUUACAGAAACCUGGUAUCUGUCGUCAUCUAGUGGUAGAAUUUGAUCACUGAAAGCCAGAACCAGACCCUGUUACCCAAUAGAAAUAUGAACCGGUGCUGCUGAACCUUUACCUCAUCUCAAGUUCUGGAAAAAUCUCAGUCCAGUUAAUAAUGUUCCAGCACUGGUGCACUGAAAAAAAGUGAAAAAGCAAAAAUAUCAUCCAUCCAUCCAUCCAUCAUCCAUACAUCCACCGUUUAAUCCUCAUCAGGGUCAUGGGGGCUGGAGUCUAUCCCAGCUGACUGAAGGUGAAGGCAGGAGACACCUGGACAGGUAACAGUCUAUCACAGGGCUACACAUAGAGACAAACAAUCACACUCACAUUCACACCUACAGACAGUUUAGAAUCACCAGUUAACCUCAGCAUGUUUGUGGACUGUGGGAGGAAGCUGGAGAACCUGGAGAAAAGCCUCACAUGUACAGGAGAACAUGGAGACUCCAUGCAGGAAGAUCCCAGGAAGGAGAACCAGGUGAUGGUGUUAACUACCGAACCACCGUCCAGCCUCCUUUACUUUCCCAUAACUUACAAAAGAAUGUAUGCCAGUAAUUUUUAUGAAAGUUCACCAGUCAUACUCAUGAACUUUACAGUCUCCAAUUAAAAUGCAUACAUUUGGAAUAUUUGUAGUUUGAAAAACCUGGAGAAAAUCUCAAUAAAAAUAGGAGAACUUGCAAACUCUGUGCAGAAAGAAGCCUUAGACCUUGUGGGGUUUGAUAAUUGUUGUUGUGUUGCUGAAUUAUAGCUGAUUCAGGGGAGCUAUCAGAUGUUCCAGCCAGAUUAAAGUCAGAUAACAGGUAGUGUGUAGACAACAAAACACCAGUAAUCAGUAAUAAUCCAAGUCAAAGUCCUCCAGUUAUUUUUUACAGCCAACAUAAACCCAUCCAGUUCUAAAGGUUGUACUCUGUCAGUGUGCACAUUUAAACCACAGCAGCAGCGUUUACCUGCUGACACUCAGCAUGAUGAUGGAGAAGGUGCUGCUCCUGUUAGGACUGCUGGUCCUGGCCACGUCACACGCUAUCCCAGUUUCCCUCGAAGUACAUGAGGUUUAUGAGAAUGGGGAAGAUGAGAAUCCGAUUCUAAACCUGGGUUCAGAUGCCAACCUCCUUGAAGGGGACAUUUUACUUCCUAAAGGAAGGAACGCUCUGAUAGACAAAACAUACAGAUGGAAAUUUCCCAUCCCGUACAUUCUGGGGGAUGAUUUGGACCUGAACGCUAAAGGCUGCGUCUAUCAGGCGUUUGAAAUGUAUCGCCUCAAGUCCUGCAUCGACUUCAAGCCUUAUGAGGGAGAGAAGACCUACAUCAAGUUUGAAAAGAGAGGAGGGUGUUUCUCCAGCGUUGGCGACCAGCAGGACGGUCAGAUCCUGUCUCUGGGGUCCGGCUGCGACCACAAGGCGGUGAUCGAACAUGAGUUACUCCAUGCUCUGGGAUUUUACCAUGAACAGUCACGCACAGACCGGGAUGACUAUGUCGACAUCUGGCUGGACCAGGUCACACCAGGACUUGAGCACAACUUCAACAAAUACAACGACGACUUCAUCACAGAUCAAAACACGGCGUACGACUACGAGUCCGUCAUGCAUUACAGGCCCUUCUCCUUCAAUAAGAACGAAUCCAUCCCCACCAUCACCACCAAAAUCCCAGAGUUCUACAACAUCAUUGGCCAGUACCUGGACUUCAGUGCGAUGGACGUCCUCAGGCUGAACCGGAUGUACAACUGCUCUGGACCACUAACCCUGCUGGAUCAGUGUGCCUUUGAGUAUGCAAGUAUCUGUGGGAUGAUCCAGGCCUCUUCUGAUGAUGCUGACUGGAUCCACACCAAGUCAAGCGAGGGUUCAGAGGAUCACACACUGCUGGGAAGAUGCAGAGAUGCUGGGUUCUUCAUGCACUUCAGCACCAUGAGUGGGAGCCCUGAAGAGUCUGCUCUGCUGGAGUCCCGAACCCUCUACCCCAAGAGGCAGAUUAAAUGUCUGCAGUUCUUCUACAAAAUGACCGGAAGCCCCAAGGACAGGCUGGUGAUAUGGAUCAAGAUGGAUGAUGGAACAGGCACUGUUCGCAGCAUGAAGAAAAUACAGACGUUCUAUGCGAAUUCUGACCAGAGCUGGAAGAUCGCCCAUGUCUCAGUGGAAGUAGGAGUGAAAUUUCGCUAUGCUUUCCAAGCCGUGCGUGGCGACCCCACAGUGUCCACCGGUGGAAUCUACAUCGACGACAUCAGCCUGACCGAGACACGCUGCCCCAACGCUGUCUGGAAGAUCCCCAACUUCUCCAAGAUCAUGGAAACGGCCACCACAGAUACGGUUCUCGACAGCCCUCGGUUCUACAGCCCUGAAGGCUACGGUUACGGUGUCCGUGUCAUCCCUCUGUCCACGUACACCGACUACACAGGGAACUACACAGGGCUGUACUUCUACCUGAUCAGUGGGGAGAAUGACGUGGUGAUGCAGUGGCCAGCGGUGAACAGACAAGCAACCUUAGUGGUGAUGGACCAAGACCCAGACAUCAAGCUGAGGAUGUCCUCUGCUCGCAGUCUUACUACUAACGAGAUGUUAACAUCAACCGGAGAUUAUUUUUGGGACAAUCCCUACAAAGUGGGAACGUUUGACCCUUCAUGUGAUUGCUACAGAGGUCCAUCAUGGGGCUGGAGGAACUUCAUCAAACACUUUGACCUCCGGCGGCGCAACUACCUGAAGAACGAUGACCUCAUCAUAUUCAUCGACUUUGAGGAUAUAACAUCACUGAUCAAAACUGAAGUUCCCGUUACGCCAGUGGAAUAACGAACUGGAGCAAGCACAGCUUUGGAUGACAAGAAAAACCUGUGAAGACAAAGACAGGAUGGAAUCACAACUAAACACAAAAUAUCAAAAUGUAGAUUUAUAGUUGGCAUAAAUUCUGUACAUGAAGAUUAAAACAUGUUUGUGCAUAUCUGAAGUGGUUUAGCAUUAAAAUCUUUAAAUUAAAGCUAUUAAAUCAUGCUAUUGAUCACUGAUUGUGUUAUUCUAUGUGUUAUUCCAUGUGCUUCUUGUUUAUUCAUUCCUGAACUCCAAACAGUUUCAGGAGGAUUUUUAUUCAGUUUUGGUUCAUUGUUCUCUACAGUGUGUAGUCCGGCGUCUCUAUGGAAAGUACACAACCAUUUCAAGGAGUAGAGAGAAGUAAAAAAAUAUAUAUAUGAAAUUAAUAUGUACAUUUCUCAAAUAAAAAAAUGGGGAUUUAAUUGUUCAUGUGU
Acanthochromis polyacanthus (spiny chromis) is the source of this 4692-nucleotide messenger RNA. RefSeq names its product meprin A, alpha (PABA peptide hydrolase), tandem duplicate 1 (gene mep1a.1). Gene Ontology annotation, biological process: proteolysis. The transcript is spliced from 14 exons. NCBI's taxonomy places the organism in Eukaryota, Metazoa, Chordata, Actinopteri, Pomacentridae. The coding region runs from base 2429 to 4243 and encodes 604 amino acids. Gene Ontology annotation, molecular function: metalloendopeptidase activity; zinc ion binding; protein binding. Gene Ontology annotation, cellular component: membrane. The record is from RefSeq and is a predicted model, not a curated record.